This is a messenger RNA of Coniophora puteana RWD-64-598 SS2, 1407 nucleotides long. RefSeq lists its product as uncharacterized. The transcript is spliced from 5 exons. The record is from RefSeq and is a predicted model, not a curated record. Bases 769 to 1215 code for a protein of 148 amino acids. NCBI's taxonomy places the organism in Eukaryota, Fungi, Basidiomycota, Agaricomycetes, Boletales, Coniophoraceae.
GAAAGAGAUGCACCUUGGCUUCAGCAUACAGCAUGAGCGAGAAUUCCAUCCCGAGAGAGCAUUUUAACGAAAUGAUUCAGGGUAGACCACCGACAUGCUAUGGAACUUGAAGGACUUCAAAGCACCCUAUCCUAUAGUCUCCAUUAUACAUGCCAAAACAGCGACAUGACAUAACUCCGCUUUGAACGCCAUGACCAGUUCAGCUUGGUUGAGCAAUGUCCAAAAGUAGGUUUGAAGCCCCUAAAGCUAUGUCCAGCUAUGAUACAUGUGGACGUUGAUUUACACGCCUCGGUCGUGGGGCAUCUCUGCGUCGUUCUUUCUUCCCUUGUCUUUGAUUUGAUUGCCUCGCAUCUAGAGCGCUUUAACUCCCGCCAUCGGCCCGUCCGGAUAGCGUCGUGUAGCAAGGUGGCGUCCCAGGGCAACAUUGCUUCCAUUGGUCUUUCGCUCGACGCCUCCCGAGACCACGCACAGCCCAUCUUGACGCUCUAAACACUCCUUUUCGAAGGGUUUCAACAGCAGUUGCACUGCAACCAUUCAACCCCUACAGGAUCAGUGUUGCAAGUGGGCCGCGAGACGUGUUGUAGUUGAUAGAAGGUAUCGUUCAUCUCAUUGCCUUGUAUUCCUCUUCUGUCGGCCCAUCUCGGCUAGUUAGACGCUGGGAGUGUUAUAUCUAUAGACCACUAGCGUCAGCGCUCGACAUCUUCCCUCGACUUCCCGUGUUUUUCGCCCACCUCCCUUGACGGCCGUCUGGACACCUCACCCUCCAAAAUGCCUAUCUUACUCGUCCGCAGCAAAAACCCGGAGGUGUCGACCGUUGUUCAGGUCUUCGUAAUCGUUGGCGUCCUCGUUGGCGUCUUCGCAUUUGCAUCGCUUCUCAUAUUCACCGUUCAUCGCUUGCGGCACUGGCUAUUGAGGAGGACGGAGAGCUUAGGUGUAUUUCCGUCAACGACGACGCUUGAGGAGGGUCGGGCGCGCAACUCAGACAGCGUUGCUACACUUCCCCUAUACUCAAAGGCUGCGUUGGAUGAGAAGGUGGACGUACCGUCAGGUCCGGCUCCAUCUUAUGAGGAGCAGGACUCACCCAACACUAGCGAGGAUGGAGAGUGUGUGAGCAUAGAGAUGCCCACGAUACCUUCCCCGGCUCGAACCAUGGACCACUUCUCUGGAUCUGGUAUAACCUCGCAUCCCCACCCGUUCACUCUCCAUGCCUCAUAACCCACAUUUUCGUUUUAUCCCGCUUACCCCAUGGACUCGCUCUCAUCUCGGAUUAACAUUUGCUCUCUUGCCUCAUAAUUUGCAUUACGGAAUCGCAUCAUCCACUAUCCCGUUAUCAUUGGCAUUGUUCCCUCAUAGCCUGCAUUAUCAUCCUAUUCAUCCAUCAUAAUACUACAUUUUUUUUCAUGCCCC